AUGCUGACUCCCCUCUCGUCUCUCCCCGGAUGGCUGUCUCAGGCGUGCGACAAGCACUGCGGCGAGAUGGACUACCCGUUCUUCGCUCUCAAGUAUGGAUUCAUAUGUUCGUGCGGAAACAGUGUGCCAGACGAGAGCCGCCGGGCGGACGACAGCCUAUGUUCUACGCCGUGUAGGAGCCCCGACACGAACAGCAAAUGCGGCGGAGAUUUGCACCAGGCAAUCUUUUGGGUGUCCGAAAGGGGCCAAUGAGAGUACUACGAGAGCGAGUGGACAAAAAAGGAGACCGAAUGCUACAUGAACUGCUGUCUCGCACCCCAACAACGGGCCUAGGGCAGCUCGACACGGAGGAAGAACGGUCGGGGCAGACGUUCGAUCGACUUCUGCGCGUGAUCUCAAAGGACCACCUUCUUCCCCGGUGUGUGUGGCUGAGCUCAAUGCCGGCUGGUAACCAGCUGUUCAUUUUUCACCGCUUACCCUGAGGGGGCCUCGCACAUCUUAUCUUCGUUUCUUUUCUCGCAGACGGUGUCUCGGGUAGAUAUCAGUCCGUGGCCGUCCCCCAAACAUUUAGCAUUGGUUGGGUACAAUACAUUUAGAUAAGCACUGUUUCACGGCGUGGUGGUCGGGAAAACACACACACACGUCGACAGAGAUACAUCGGUCGGUCGGCAGGGAGCAAAUACCUCCAACAACACACCUGGCCUAGAAAACGUGAAUACCUGGUGCACGUUUAGAUCAGGUCGCAACGCUGCUUCUUUCUGAAUAUAAUCAGUCCCACAACGAAAAGUGGCAUAGACAGCGGUGAUGCGAAGCCGUGGAGAAGAAAUGAGGCCAGAGGCGGCACAAGCAGGCGCCCCAGCGAUAUCCCGUAGCAAAAAACGGCGCAGGUUGGAGGUUCCUCGGGCAGUGCAUUCGAGUCGGUUUGUGUGUGUGAUGCCUCGGGAAAAUACUUUUCGAGUUCGUCCGGUGUGUGUGUGGUCAUCUCUCCCUGUCUGUUCGUGUACCAUGCGAUAGCGGGACGAGGUGUCGUGACCCUUCUUGAGGUCGGUUGGCCCUUGGCAGACACUAGAAAGUUUUUCUCCACCUCUCUCUCCUCCUGCGGUGUUUGCCCUCGAUUUUGAACGCGAAACGGGUGGUACUACAAUAAAUAUCGCGUCGUCAAUAAAUAACGAGACCCCGGCACAGAUUAAUUUCGUUUUGCCGUUGGUCGCUCCUUUCGUGACUCUGCAACGUGUUCACAUCAUACUGUCAAUACCCGGUGUAUCGUAUUUCAGUGCCAUUCUCGAUAUUGUCUGGUUACGUUGUACAUGUACUGUAGUUUGGUGGCAUUCUCGCUUUGUCUGCAUAUAUCUUGUACUUCGAGUAUGGUAUUUCUGUGCCAUUCACGCUUAUACCAAUUGUCAUGUAUGUGCAUAUCAUGCUGUAUCAACAUGUUUCGCGACGUCGAGACUCACGCAAAAAUGAAUGUGGGAGGGAGGGGGGAUGGACGAUGGCUGUGCUACACUUAUGCGCUCAUCAUAGGACAGUCUAGCAGCCCGGUUACCAGCCCUAGGCACGUAGAAAUGUUGCUUGUUUCUAGCCCUCCUUUGCUUUAACCCCGUGAAAGGAAUGCAGGAAGGAGAGGGCUUGCGCGAUUGAAGUCAUGAUGUUUUUGUUGGGGGGGUGACUUCGUUUUUUCCCGGGAAGGGAGGGGGGCGGUUUUCGUGGACACGCCGACACAACAUAAUUUUGUCUUCAGGGCGUGAAAUGCUUUCGUCUUCAGGGUGCUAAAAGCUUGUGUCUUACAGGUUUUCAGUGCUCGUCGUCUUCAGGACGUUAAACGCGUAAAGUACGCUACCAUGGGGGGGUCCUUCGCGUUCGCAAGGGCGCAGAGCAUUAUAUUUUGUAGCUGUUGUUCAGGCUCGACGGCCGCCGGUAGCUAUGUACAGCCCUUCGAACUAGAUUAAUGUUGCUUUUGCCAUAAGUUGAAGCGCAUCAACGGGAAGGA
Molecule: messenger RNA, 1987 nt
Organism: Ectocarpus sp. CCAP 1310/34
Lineage: Eukaryota; Phaeophyceae; Ectocarpales; Ectocarpaceae
Source: the annotation of a GenBank genome assembly